Messenger RNA from Hydractinia symbiolongicarpus, 9843 nucleotides. Its product is annotated as circadian locomoter output cycles protein kaput-like. The record is from RefSeq and is a predicted model, not a curated record. Gene Ontology annotation, biological process: regulation of transcription by RNA polymerase II. Gene Ontology annotation, cellular component: aryl hydrocarbon receptor complex; nucleus. Lineage: Eukaryota; Metazoa; Cnidaria; Hydrozoa; Anthoathecata; Hydractiniidae. The coding region runs from base 5754 to 8822 and encodes 1022 amino acids. The transcript is spliced from 15 exons. Gene Ontology annotation, molecular function: protein dimerization activity; RNA polymerase II cis-regulatory region sequence-specific DNA binding; DNA-binding transcription factor activity, RNA polymerase II-specific.
UUCGCAUUUGAUUCUCACUUCAUAGAAAUAUUUAAUGAUCUCUGUUAUAAUUUCAUCAUAGUCAUUGCUUACCAGUAUCUUGUAUCCAUUUAAUUUAUAUUUCUGUAACAUAACUCUCUGAUUAUCAGUUAAUUGGCCAUUUCCCCUUGGUGUUUUAAACUCAAUUGCAAAUCCUGGAUAUAUCUUGUGAAAAUUUUGUAUUACCAUAUCUGGUGCACCCGUCUGAUAUCCCAUAUUGUAUGAUCUUAUUCUCAUGUUACUAUUUAUUUGGUUUUCACCCAAUGAUACGGACAUAAUUGUAUCCGGAUAAUGGUUUCUAAUAUAAUUGACAACUUAGAGCAUAUUCUGAUUCUAUUGUGUAUGUCAACAUUUCGAAUUUCUUUUUCUCAUACUUUCCAGUUUUCCUUAUUGAUGGUAUAACUAUCGCUGUAACCCAUCUUUUGAAUUCUUUUGCUUUCUCCAUCUUUGAUCCUAAAAUAAGGCUAUAUAAUUCUGAUUCAUUUACAUACACCAUAUGUCCAUUUUUUAGGGGUUGCGUUUUGUGACCCCAAGAUUUUAGCCCCGUUUUCAAAACGCCCCAAGAUUUUAGGUCAUUUAGUGUCGUUUUAUCUUCUGGCUCAACAUGAUCUAAAAUAACCUGGCGAGUAUUUUUAUAUUCAAAUAUAUUGGCAAUUGUUUUGGCCUUGAAUCAAACAGUGUCAUUAACUUUAAUAACAUUUAAUUUCACAUCUUCAUAAAUAAAUAUAUCUCCCAUAAUAAUAAUUACUAAUAAUGUUAUUUUCUUAAGUAUAAUCUUUCAAAUACCAUCAAUCGGUUUAUUGUAUCUAAUUAAAAAUAUGUAACAUCUGCAUUCACUGCAUAAUGCCCAAUAGAUAAAGUUUCCACCGAUUAUUCUAUAAUACGGUUUUACAUCAUUAGAUAGCCUAUAACAUUGAUUACAAUAACUGUAAAUUUAAUAGUCUUCCAUAUAACUAUAGAUUAUUAUUUCUUUCUUUUUUCAUACCAAUAAAUACCACCACCAACCAUAGUCAUAUUAGCAACAAUAAAUCCUAAUUCCCUACAUUUCUGUGAUUCUGAUGGUUUAUAGAAGUCUGAUAAUUUAGGUUCAGGUGGUAGUUCUGGUAUUUUGGCACCAGUAAGCACAUAAUAUCUUUUCAUCGCAAGUCCUAAGUCAUAAAACCUUUUUUCUAAUAAGUUUUCCUUUCUUAUUUCAUUAUUUGUGUAAUCAAUUCGUUUUCUCUUUUUUUAGCCCAUGCUAUUUGAGCCUUUUGCAUUGUUUUCAAUUGCUAGGUUGUGUCUUUUUCUCUCUUCAUCACUUCCCCUUAGUGCACUUAAAAAGAAAUUACUACCCGAGAAAGCAAGAGAAUUCACAAUAGCACCAAUUCCCAUCAUUGCUAAGCUAGCCAUCUUAUAUAUUAUCAGGAAUUAUUUUUUGCUUCACUAGAUAGUCCUUAGUCAUAUCAGCAGCAGCAACAACAACUACCAAUUUAAAAGUAUCCUCUAUAUCAAAUUAACUAAGAGAGGGUGGUGUCAUUUUAAACAGUGAUUUUCCUAGCAUAAUGUAUCCAACAGCUAGUCCAGAAACGACAGCUGUAUCACGUACAGGCUUUCUUUUAUAUUUUUUUAGUGUAAUCCGUAGUACUCAUUAUAUAUUAUGGUAUAGAAAAAGUUAUUCCAUACUAAAGAUAUCUUGACUAGGUUUUUUGAUACCUACCUUUGGCUUUUCUGGUUCUUCAAUUGACUGUGGUUUGUGUUGUAAUACUGGUAUUUUCUUUUUUAUUUGGCUAUACGCAAUAUAUCCACCUAUUAACAAUAUGCCUGCAUCAACAACCACAUACUGGUAAUUAUUUGUUUUGUUUUGUUUUUCAGCAUGGUGUUCUUCUUGCUUAGUUAUACUGUCAUUGAGUCUUUUUAGUUCUUCUUUUUUAUGACGAUUAAUGUUCAACAAGCUUUUUACCCUGUUCAACUCUUAGGGGGUUCUCCUGUUUUGUUACUUUCUGAUCCUCCACUACUGUUGCUACUGCUGUUGUUGGUUCCACUAUUUGCUGCUCUUCUAUUAUUACUACUAUUAGUGCUAGAAUUUUUCACAUAAUGUCUACCUGUAAUCAUGGCUACACUAACUGGUGCUAGUGUUGCACCAAAUCGAUAGUACAUAUCACAAGUGAAUCUCUGUAAAGCGGUAUUAAGAAAUGGAUCAUUCUCUAGAUCAUCAUUUAGUUCUUUUUUUUUUUCCAUACCUAAAGCCCCACAUGCUAUAAUAGAAAUAUAAACCAUUUAAUGAUUUUCCUAAUGAUUUAGUCAUCUGACCACUUAAUUUACCCUGUUCAACUCUUAGGGGGUUCUCCUGUUUUGUUACUUUCUGCUCCCCCACUACUGUUGCUACUGCUGUUGUUGGUUCCACUAUUUGCUGCUCUUCUAUUAUUACUACUAUUAGUGCUAGAAUUUUUCACAUAAUGUCUACCUGUAAUCAUGGCUACACUAACUGGUGCUAGUGUUGCACCAAAUCGAUAGUACAUAUCACAAGUGAAUCUCUGUAAAGCGGUAUUAAGAAAUGGAUCAUUCUCUAGAUCAUCAUUUAGUUCAUUUUUAUUUUCCAUACCUAAAGCCCCACAUGCUAUAAUAGAAAUAUGAACCAUUUAUUGAUUUUCCUAAUGAUUUAGUCAUCUGACCACUUAAUUUGCUCUCAUAUCUUGUUGACAUAUUAUUGAUCUCAUCAGCAUUCAUCACCAUUAUUUGUUGUCCAGUGUAUUCUUUACCUAGAUGUUGUUUAGAAUUGCCCGAUGGAUCCACUUCUUCCAUUGGUCCUUCAAUUAGUGGUUGUUCUAUCUUUUUCUUUCUUCUAACAUUUCUUUUAGGUUUUAUUUCUUUGGCAAUUCUUUUCUAAAUUAAUUAAUUGAUCAAGUAUCUUAGAAUCCAUUACUAUAUUUAUAAGAUAGAAAAUCUUACGCAACUUAUAACAUGGAUAUAUAAUUGCAAAGAUAAUUGUUAAUAACAAAAUAAAAUUAGCGUAUUCAAUCAUUAUAUUAUUAAUUAACAGAUUUAUAACUAGCGUAUAACUAGUGUAUCAACAAAUUUUAGCAGGAUUUUAACAAAUAAUAACUAGUUGUUUGGUAACACUUCAGUGUAAGUUUAGAAUAUGGUAUAUUUUGCAGGAGUGUUUUCAAUUUAUCUCGUUCAUUCUUAUCUGGCACAACAUCAUCUUAAACAAUCUUCAAAACUAUCUCUAUCUUUGGUGAAGAACAAGCAAAGCCAUUUAACUUGUUCUCUAAAGUCUUUUGAAACCGAAUUAUACUUUUGUAGGGAGUGAUUUCUAUGUCUACCAGAGAAUGUAAGUUCUGAUAAUGCAUCACGUAUUUUAUUGACUUCACCUUCAUCAAUUAUAGAUAGUGUUUCGUAGCCCUUAAAAUUAUUGGUAAAUAGUCUAAUCCAUUCAUUUAAUUUACAUUCUACAUCAUAAACAAUAAAUACACUUUCAUCAUCGCGUAACUACUUUCUUGAUAAGUACGUCUUAUUAUCUAAAACUGUUGGACAUAGAAUAAUAAUGUAUUCAAAAUGGUGCUUAUAUUUAGUUUCAAGUAGUUUUAAUAAGUAUUCAGUUUUACUACAUGCGGUUGCACCAACAAACAUUGCACUAUGAGGAAAUUUUGGAAAGUUCAUUAUAUAUUUAGUACAUAAUAUUAACAAACGCACCAUUUAAAUGUUAAUUUGGGCAUCCAUAAAUAGAUGGAUAUAACACUGCAGAUUACCACCAGCUCCAGCCGCCUUUGUAAUAGCAAGAGUAAAACCUUCUGAAGCAUUCUCAAUACGUCUACCUGUUCCAUAUAGUGUGUUAUCAUCAGAUGAUCUAAAAUCCAACCACAAUCCAAAUUUUUUUGUAUAAUAAUCUACCAUUCUCAUAUUAAAUACAUUUAACUCAUGUUGUGCUUAGCCAUGUUGUUUCAAUCUACCAGCACCAAAGUGUUUCUUGAUUUCAUCUCAUUGGUGAUAGCUUUUCAUCCCCUGUGCGUAUAAUUGAUUAGAUUUUCCUUCAACAGCUACCUCAACAUUAGUAAUUUUAGGGUUGUAGAAUUUUUCAGUGUCUCUUGCGCAAUCAGUCUCUUUUGUAAACAGCAUUAGAAUACCUUUUAGACUCUUUGCUGGUGUGUUGAAAUUCAUAUUCCAUACUGUAUCGCCAUCUUUUAGAACAACAUGUCUGUGUCUUAAAAUUCGAUCAUACGAAAUACUCGUCCUCAUAUAUUCAUUUUUGAUUUCAGAUGCCAAUCUUGAAUUAGAAAUUACAUCAAACUGCAAUGAGAUGUUGCUAAUUGUUGUUUCAAUCUACCAGCACCAAAGUGUUUCUUGAUUUCAUCUCAUUGGUGAUAGCUUUUCAUCCCCUGUGCGUAUAAUUGAUUAGAUUUUCCUUCAACAGCUACCUCAACAUUAGUAAUUUUAGAGUUGUAGAAUUUUUCAGUGUCUCUUGCGCAAUCAGUCUCUUUUGUAAACAGCAUUAGAAUACCUUUUAGACUCUUUGCUGGUGUGUUGAAAUUCAUAUUCCAUACUGUAUCGCCAUCUUUUAGAACAACAUGUCUGUGUCUUAAAAUUCGAUCAUACGAAAUACUCGUCCUCAUAUAUUCAUUUUUGAUUUCAGAUGCCAAUCUUGAAUUAGAAAUUACAUCAAACUGCAAUGAGAUGUUGCUAAUUGUGUAUGUAGCCUCCGUCUUAAUCACUUUAUUGUAUUCAUUAAACGUUAGUUCGUAUGAAAGCCUACCCGCUAGUUCAGACUGAUAGAAGGGCAUAGAUCCAGCAUUUCAAAGUCUAGUGGAAUACAAAACUUAUUACCAAAUGCUGUAGAUAUUGUUUCAUCUCCAGGGUAUGCUGCUUUGUCUCCUGCACCAAAUCGAUAUUUAAUAGCAUUUUCAGUUUGUCCAUUUGCUCUGGUAACAAUACCUUGAAAUAUGUGUCAAGUGUGUCACUGUCAUCAAUACUAAGUGUUUCAUUGCCCUCGAUUUUUAUAACUUUUUUCUUAAUAAUAGCCCUUUCAAUAUUUUUAACCAAUGUUCUGUUCAAAUCAUUGGUUGAAUUAAGGGUAAUAUCAAAUGUUAAUCUGGUUGUUCCUGGAACUAUGACAUCAGUAUCCGUCAAAUUUGGAAACCGUACAUUUACUCAUUUAUUCCAAUAGUAGUUGGAUUAUUAGUAACGGUAAGAUGUUGUCUAUUCCCUUUAAUUCCAAAAGCAUUUUUAAGUGAUCUAUUAGGAUUUAGUUUUUCUUCUGUGGUUGUCAUUAUAUAUUUAUACAAUAGAAAAAGUAACACAAUAUGAAGAACAACCGAUGUAGGUAAAUUAUUGUUUAUAAUAUUUCUGUCAUUAUCUAAUAGCUCAACAUUAAUAUAAUCUAUUAUACCAUUUCUCAUAGUUUUGUAUUGAACAUUAGUUGGCUCAAAUAUUAUUGUAUCACCAAAUGAAACAUCUUUAGGUGUGUAUCCAGUAUAAAGGGUAUUGGAUGGAAUUGUUGAUCUUCUAUCUAGGCGAUUACUAAUAAGAAUCACUUGGUGGUGGGGUUUUAAUUGUGUUGAACCAGUAUCAUUGGUAAUUCGUUGUGUUUAGUCAGAGUGGUGUUCAUUAGUGUUGAGUUGAAUCAAUCACACUAAUUUAGCGUUGCGUUAUACACAGAAAGAACUAUUGCGAAGAUAACCUACAGAAUCUUAAAAUCAAGAUGCCAUAGUGAAAAGAAAAGGAGGUGCAGACUCAACAAUUUGAUUGGUGAUCUACAUUCUAUGUUAUUACCUGACAAGAUGAAACAAUUUGACAAAGCAACAGUACUACAGAUGACAAUUGACUUCUUAAGAAAAUAUAGUGGAGAAGGCAAGUCAAGUAAAUCAUUUUACCUACAAUGUGAUGAAAUUGGUCAGCUUAUGACACAGAUCUUAAAUGGUUUUGUGAUGGUCAUCAGUGAAGAUGCAAAAUUUGUUUAUGCAGCAGAUGUCAUUGAGAAUAUUUUAGGCAUGAAACCGGCAGCGUUAAUGGGCAAAACAGUUCACUCUGUUGUACAUAAAGAUGAUCAGAGCAAACUAUUGAAAGAAAUUCUGUCUGGUUGUUCCAAUGAAAGUCGAAGGUCAUCUGCUGCUUUUGAUUCUGCUAACAAAGACACCAUCUUGUUGGACUUUCGUAUAUGUGUGGAAAAAGAAGGUCUUCCAACAGAAUAUAGACCUUUGUCAUGCAUAGGUAAAUGGCACUACUUUGAGAAACUGGGUGAAAGUGAAUAUGAAAGCAAGCAGCUUGUACUUUUGGCGUGUUUGAACACAGAAGAACUGCAUGAAGUUGUUAGCACUGACACUACAAUGUCAUUCAGUUCUAAACACAGUCUUGAUGGAAGUUUUAUAUUUGCUGACCAUGAAUGUUCUGGUAUUACUGGAUAUCUACCAUAUGAAUUAUUGGGGAAGUCAAUAUACAGUUUCGUUCACGAUAAUGACAUUUCAUAUUUAUGCGAUGCUCACAAAGAAAUCACUAAAUCUUCGGAUGCAAUUCAAGUUUUCUUCCGUUUCCGCUCAAAGGGGAAUGAUUGGUUAUUGUUUAAAGUCGAAUGCAAGAUGGUUGCAAAUAAGACAAGUCAUGAUCAACCAGAUUAUAUCAGCUUGAACUUUAUUUCAGCUAACACCAACGAAAUACACUACUUUCGACAGCUUGCUAAAUUUAAAGAGAGAAGCAUCAAAAAUUUGCUGCAACAAGCACGGGAAGCGGCGCAGUCUUUAAAAUCUGACGAGGACACGAACGCGACAGAUGUUACACUCAACGUUGAAAGAAACGAAGAAAAUAUUAAAUUGUGCAAAUCUCCUAAACGUUAUGCCAGUCCAUCCGCUGCUCCGUCCAAGCAGCAAACAAACAAAGAAUCUAAUGUUAAAGAGGCAAUGAUAACUGACGAUUUUAUUAAAGUUCAACAAGACUUGCUUUCCCAGCUGGAAGAAAAACACAAAACUUUAAACAAAGCUUUUGAAAAACAAACUGAUCAGUUGAAGAGAGUUGCCAGCAUCAUGGGGGAGUACGCAUAUUUUAUGGAAGCACCUUCGUUUAAAAGUCAUUACAAACAGCAGUUAGAGAUGUACGACUACUUUUUGUACACGUUAAAAAAACAACAAAGACAACAGCAGUAUUUACAAAAACAGCUUAGUGGUAAAGUCAAGGAAUUGCAUAUUCGACAACGAGCUAUUAAACUUCGUGAAAUGGCUUCAAAUCAACAAAGGGUAUUAGGCAAAAUGAAGAAAGUGAGGGAUGCAACGAGAUGUAACUCAACUGUGAAAGAUCCCUACCAUGAAGUAGACACAGGUCACAUUAGUACACAUAACCCUGUAAGUAUUUGCACAACCGCUGCUGCUGUUUCCAACUCUUCAACUUUUUCUGGACAUUUUGACGUGAAUUUCCAUAACCACACUAAAACUGGAGGACACACCCGCAAAGAAUUUAAUAAGUCUCGAGUUUUCCCUUAUCGGUUUGACAACCUGUUCUUAAAUAUGAAUGCUAAUCAGGACGUCGACAGACAAGAGCAGCAAUCGCCAAUGAGUGGUUUAGUAAGUUCAAUACAAACACCUUACCAACAACUCCCUUUCCAACCACCGCAGAGUCUAACAGUAAGCAACCAACAACAAACCGAAACAGAGUUUUAUUACCAGCUUCCACCAACAGAAAGGUUUGUUGGGCCGGAAGAACAACAGCAGCAGCACCAAAUGGCGCGGCAUUUUCAGACGCAGGAUAACAAGCAGCUGAUGCAACAAAUUGACGUACAAAAUGAAUUCCUUUCGCAAAAUAGUAAUUCUUUAGCUACAACUUGUAAUUCGCCAGACUUACAAAGCAUGCUGUCAAAUGAGAUAUUAGUUAAGCUGCAAGAAUUACAGAAGCACAUAUUGAAUCAACUGCAGUCAGCUAUUCAAUCUAAAAAGGAUAGUACGGAUUUUAGUCAAAUUUUACCUGUAUUACAACACUUACAGGAAUUGCAGCAAUCUAUGAUAGAACAGGAAACUGAACAGAAACAACCAAAAGAAAUUGAACUCCAACAUCAACAGCCACAAGAUCGUCACCAAGAAGAACACGACUUAACAAGACAUGCGUCUGACCACAGUAUUUCUUCAGGCGGCUGUAACAUCGAUGUAAGAACGUCAGAUCUUGUUGCAUCGAUGCAAAGUUUGAAAAACUGCUCAAGAAAUGUUGCUGAACAAAACUUUCCCAGUGAUGUUCCACUUCAGGGAUCCAGCGCUGUUGGAGAUAGUGCUUUUGGUGAUCUUGACGUGCGUCAAGACGAACUAAAAAAUAUCAAAAUGACGUUCGGUUAUGAACACGAUACGAAGUAUGACGCGCCACCUGCUGACUGUUUCCCAAAUGUUUCAUCUCCGGAUCUCCAUUUUCUUAUGUUUAAAGACGAAGAAAUUGAUAAGCAAUCUCCAGAUGAAAAUAAAGACUCUAAUGAUCUGGAUAAAGAGAAGUCACUGGAGAACAAUGAGGAAGAAGAAACAAGUUGUCAUCCGCUUCUAGAAGAUCAGCAACAACUUGCGCAGUUGCAAGAAUCUCAACGAAUGAAUAUUCUGUUGCAACAGCAAGAACUUUUUGCAUCCUCUGAAUCAGAUUUACAACCUCUUCCGUUCUCUCCACCAACUCAACCACAGCCAGUAUCACAAUCACAAGAACAACAAUCGAAUCCGAACGCGACCGCUACAACGUCUUCAGUUGUCAAUUCUACAGAUUACAGUUUUCUUCACUCGCUAAACGAAUCAUCUUUAACUGAUGCUGUAUGGAAUGCUUCAGAAAAUGAAGAAAUGAUCAAUUUCGUACUCUCCGAAAAUGAUUACUUUUUGUGAAGAAAUGUACGAUGCUACGGACACUCCAUAAAGCCGAUACCUGUUUAACUGUCCCGGUGCGAAUAUAUGGACUGAAUUUGAUGUCGAUAAAGCCUGCAUUACAACAGCUGUAUGAUCUGUAUCCCCAGGGUUUUUAAAGCAUGCUACGUUGAGACAUAGAGAUAAGGAAACAAGAAUACAUAAACUUAACUGUCCUGAUUGCUGUUCAAGGAUUUUAAACAAAAAACCAGCAUUUACAAUGAUAUCAGUUAUUCCAUUUGUUUUAUCUGGUUUGUUAAAAAAUAAGUGAUAAAAGUACGAUACAAUGACAGUACAGAACAUUUUGUUUUUGGACCAGAGGAUCGAAUAAUCUUAGAUCGCACUUCGAUUUUAUUCAUAGAAUUCCAAAUACACUGCGGAAAAGUGGGAACUAUUUAUAUCCUUCUACAUAAUUGUAAACUAGUUACUGCAAUUAAUUGUACAAUAUUACGUACAGUGGAAACUAGCCCUUAUCUGUGAGACAUGUUUUCUAGUGAUGUUUUGAUAUACUUUGAAACCUUUUCAGCAUCCCAUAUAAAACAUGUUUUAGCUUAGGUGAAUUUUUACUAAAAAUACCAGUCUUUAUUACACAAACUAGUGGAUGUUGACUUAUUGGCUUAUCAUUUACUUUGUAGAAGCCGAAAUUGCAGAGCCCUGAUUUUAAUUUCUGAGUACUUUUGUGUGAUCUAGGGUACUUUUCCUCGAAAUUUAGGAUAACGUGUAAAGCAGAAUCUCCACUGGACGAUAUUCGCGACGAUUUUUGUGACGAAAAGUAGAAACCAACUCAACUUUUCGUCAUGACGAAAAUCGCGACCAAUCAAAUUCGAGUAUUAACGAUCAUCGUAAAAAUCGUCCCGUGAAGACUCGCCGUAAAAAAGUUACUUUCUCAAAUAAAUUAUUUUUUAUAUUUAUAGCAUUUUUUAUUUUAUAUUUUGCUGUGCAAAAAAUAUUUUAUAUCUUGUAUUUUUAUUAUUGAGGAUUUAAAUAUUUUACUUUAACCAAA